AUUGCCUACUAGGUAUUUUCGACGUCUAUUUGCCGCUCAUCUUUGGCGAAGGAAAGAAGCAUGCAUUCCGUCGGCUCCAAGAUGAGCUUGACAAACGUUCACUCGAUUCACAAGUGAAAUGGAAUGAUAAGGAACGCGCAUGAAUCCUCAUCGGCUUGAAGGAACCUGUCAAUGGGUUCUACAACAUGAAAACUUCCGGAACUGGAAAAACAGUAGCUCUUCAAGUCUCCUUUGGUUAUCUGCGGAUCCUGGAUGCGGAAAAUCAGUUCUGUCUAAGUCUUUUAUCGACGAAGACUUCAGAAGCACGGACAAUCGCACCACUUGCUACUUUUUCUUCAAAGAUGACAAUGACGUACAGAAAAAUGUAGCCACAGCGCUUUCGGCACUAUUACACCAGCUCUUUUCACAGAAACCGACACUUCUUAAACAUGCCAUGUCAGAUUACGCCGCCAAUGGAGAUAAACUUACCCAAUCAUUCCAUACACUCUGGAGCAUACUGACGAAAGCGGUGGCUGAUCCGAGGGCUGGGGAAGUCUUUUGUGUUCUGGACUUCCUCGACGAAUGCGCAGAAGCAGGGCGCUACCAGAUUAUCGAGGCCCUUGAUACAUUCUACCAACAUGCAAGCUCCGGGAAAAACCCAUCUAAACUCAAAAUGCUUGUCACCAGUCGUCCUUAUCUUGACAUCGAACGGCGUUUCACCGAGCUUGUUUCCAAAUUCCCCACGAUUCGAUUAAGAGGCGAGCGAGAAUCCCAUGCGAUUAGCCGUGAGAUCGACGAUGUGAUUAAAUGGAGAGUAUCAAAGCUCGGAUCUGAACUGAAGCUCAAUGAUUCAGAAACUUUGAAUCUCGAAAGAGAACUUUUAGGAAUGGUCAACCGAACGUACCUUUGGUUGACGCUCAUUCUAGAUAUCGUUCGGAAAACAAUUCUUCCUACCGGUCGAAAACUGAAGGCCAUUAUCAGUACCCUUCCGUCCACGGUUGAUCAAGUAUAUGAGGCGAUCCUCUCAAGAAUCGAGGAGGAUGAACGACUACAAGCAAAGAAAUUGCUGCAUAUCAUCGUUGCAGCUAAAAGGCCCCUCACCUUGGAAGAAAUGAACAUCGCACUAGCUAUCGAACCCCACCAUCGAUCCUACGACGACCUCGACCUUGACGACGAGGCGAGGUUUGAAGUAUCGGUGAGGAAUCUCUGCGGACUCUUCGUGACUGUGGUAGAUCAGAGGGUCUAUUUGAUCCAUCAGACCGCGAAGGAAUUCCUUCUCGCGAAGAGUGACGUAGCUACUGGCCGAUGGAAACAUUCUCUUAUUCCAACGGAAUCGGAGACUCUUAUGGCCGCAAUAUGCGUUACCUAUCUUUCGUUCAGUGAGUUUGAUGUAGCGACGGAUUACGCAUCUGCAGCAGUUGAAUACGGCUACUUGGAUUAUGCCGCGGGUUUUUGGGUUGCUCAUUUCCGAAAAACGCAAGAUUGUACAACUAAGCAAAUGUUGCAAUUGGUUCUCAAAAUCUGCAACACUCGAUCCAAGUGGUUCAACACUUAGUACCCUAUGUACUGGAAGAUAGCUCACCCUGGGAUCGAUAACCCCCAGUUCACAAAUAUUCUGAUGGUAGGUUCAUGUUUUGGACACCAAGCCGUGGUAAAGCUACUCCUCGAGGGCAAGGCGGACGUCGAAUUAAAGGAGGGCAACUACGGUCAGACGCCGCUGUCGUUGGCGG
This is a messenger RNA of Mytilinidion resinicola, 1709 nucleotides long. RefSeq lists its product as uncharacterized. The coding region runs from base 140 to 1534 and encodes 464 amino acids. NCBI's taxonomy places the organism in Eukaryota, Fungi, Ascomycota, Dothideomycetes, Mytilinidiales, Mytilinidiaceae. The transcript has 3 exons. The record is from RefSeq and is a predicted model, not a curated record.